This is a messenger RNA of Hyposmocoma kahamanoa, 902 nucleotides long. RefSeq lists its product as uncharacterized. The coding region runs from base 81 to 902 and encodes 273 amino acids. Lineage: Eukaryota; Metazoa; Arthropoda; Insecta; Lepidoptera; Cosmopterigidae. The transcript has 3 exons. The record is from RefSeq and is a predicted model, not a curated record.
CAAUAAAUUUUAAUUGGAUUUAAUCAAUUAAUGGCCACAGAAUUGCCAUUUAAUGAAAGAAUAGAUCACUAGACGACAUCAUGCGGUUGUAUAUAGCUUUAAUUGGUGCGUUGAUAAUAUGUCAAAAUAAAGCAGAAGAUAGCCCAAAUGUUAAGAACCAAGGAAAUGACAAUAAAAUCCCUGUGGAUGUUCAGAGCGAGCCUAAUGCUAAAGGGGAGGAAACUGAGGUUAACGCCACCCCUAUUACUCCUGGUACUACAUCUGGAAGUGGUUUGAAAUAUAUUAGCGUAAGCAUGGUAGACGUCGAAAACAUCACAGAGCAGGCAGUUGCACUUAAUGGUGGAGGUAUCCAAAAUAUUGCAGUUAACAAUCUGGUUGACGAAAACGAUACAGUAAAUGACGGGAAAUCACAGAUUAACUUGAAAGGAGGCAUAAUUGAUACUUCUACGGUUAAUAACGAUGAUGCGAAUGAAAAAGUCCAUAUUGAAAACGAUGUUGUUUUAACUGGUAACGGUGUAGCAGAUCCAGCGUUUGUAGCAGACGAUGUAGUUGAUAAAAAUGUAACUCAAAGCAAUGUACAAAAUGGAAACACAACAGUCAGAGGUAAUGCUCAAUUUGGAAAAGACAUUCAAGCCCGUGCAACGGAUGACACAGCAGAAAAAAGAAAUAAGAGUUUUCCUAUUAACAUUUACGUCGAUCACGUGAAUAAGAAAACUGGUUUUAUAACUCGUUUGAAGCAAACAGAAACAUCUACGGCAAGUGAUGUGUACAUAGCUAAAAAAAUUAAGGAGUUAAUCAAAAAGUCUAAGGAAAACGUGAAGGAUGCGUCAAAUACAACUGGGAAUAGUUCUCUCGCGCAAAAACCUAAGCCAACUAAAGUUGAUAAUUUGAGAAAUAAAUGA